AUGUCCACAGACACAGUACCCCCCAACAAUAACACCAACGCCGAUAUGUACACACGCAACAGACGAGGAUCAAUCACCCAGGCCGCCUUGACCAAUCUCUUUCAAAGAGGGAACUCGGUUCCCAACAGCAAUGGCUUUCCAAAUCAGUCCUCGGGUCCAGUUGACACUAGUCGUCGACGUCUCUCCGUGACCACGCUUGGUCUUUCGGGCACUUCGCCCACAAACACCUCUUUCAUUCGUCGAGGCAGCAUGUCGACAAACUCCAAUAACUCUGAUUCUAUUGAUGAGAGUGCCAUUGAAGAUGACGACAUGUACUCCAAGACUGCACCCACAACACCAUUCGUUCGACGAAUGAGCUUUGGCACUUCGAGCAUGCGCAACAUUCGCCCAAAUGGAAGCCCCGGCAAUGGUAACAGCCCAUCCUCUUCUCCUACUUCUCAAAACGGGCGCCCCGUCCCAAGUGGUCGGAAGGCGUCGCUUGUUGGCUCCCCUAGUCAAGGGUCGAGCCUUGCGGCAGCUUUGUCUGCCGGACGUCGCCCCAGCCUCGCAUCUUCUGUCACACAGGCAAGCAACACCAAAAGUCCAAGAGCCCCAUCUGACAAUUAUAUUUCGCGCCCAGACCAGCAAGGUUUCAACUGGUCCGAGCAGCUUAGGUCUCGUGCCGAGAGUUCCGUCAUCGGUGCUCCUCGGGCUUCCUUCUCGUUUGCCUCCUCCUCCCCACCCCGGGGCUCCAUUCACGACCGGGCGAAAUCUGUUUCUGAGAUGCCGCAGCCUCCUGUCCAGGCUUCUUCUGUCAAGCAGUCGCCGAGACAGCCGGAAAGACCAAAGCCUGAUGCCUUUCAGGAGAGAAUUUUGAAGGGUGACUUUUACAUGGACUGA
Fusarium musae is the source of this 879-nucleotide messenger RNA. RefSeq lists its product as uncharacterized. Lineage: Eukaryota; Fungi; Ascomycota; Sordariomycetes; Hypocreales; Nectriaceae. The record is from RefSeq and is a predicted model, not a curated record. Bases 1 to 879 code for a protein of 292 amino acids. The transcript has a single exon.